Molecule: messenger RNA, 1056 nt
Organism: Diaporthe citri
Lineage: Eukaryota; Fungi; Ascomycota; Sordariomycetes; Diaporthales; Diaporthaceae
Exons: 1
Coding region: 1-1056 (351 amino acids)
Source: RefSeq, a predicted model, not a curated record
AUGCGUUUAUCACUCGAUCGUAUGGGUCGAAAUCGACCUGACUAUGCUCGAGGAGCGACACUCUAUUGCAGGAGGCACCUGAUAGAGCGGGCCCGGAAGUAUUAUGUCCGCGAGGCGGUGACGAAUUAUAUCCAGCUCAGGCACUGGAUAGAAAAUAUGUACAAAGUGGAGCUGGACGACUUCGGCAACGAAGCCAGGAGGAGGGGUAAAUUCGAACCUAAUCGGCCAUUCGUGACACGCCUAUCAGGGGCACCACGCGCUGAGCGCCCGAUUCGAGGGUCGCUGCAGCGCCUUGCGGUCGAGAGAUUAGCCUUUGCCAGACUGACCAACUCCCGACGCUUCAUCCGCACGUUGAUGAGGGAAAGGAAGCUGCUGAGCCACAGGCUGGUCAGGAUGGAAACCAGCCUGCAGGAGCUUGGUUUUGAUGAGCAAUGGGACGGGCUCAGAAAAGCGCUACAAGCGGCGAUGAUACACGGUGUCAAUGAGAUCAGGGCACACCAAAGAGAAGUCGGGCUGGGGGCAGAGGCGUAUGCGAUCAAGAGUAUAAACCAGAGGAGAAACAUGAGGGAGAUGCGAUCUGACAAGUCGAGCAGCAGCGAUGUCGAAAAGAACGAUGCCACGAGGGGCAAGCUUGUGUGUGCCGUUUGCCAUCCGGAGGCACAGGCGCAGCAGAGCAGCAGACCAUGGGCUCCACGAUGGUGGAUAGCGAUGUUGAGGAGUCUUUACCAGAGCAGGGCGGACAUCGGUACGGUUGACAGGGCGCUAAUAAAUGAUGCAGAGGCACGGCUAUGUGUCGUACGUGGGAUAGUGAUGGUGGUUAUCUUCCGCGACGGCGAGAGACCGCAUUUUCUCGUGCUGGAUAUGGAACUACUCAAAGGGUUCGGUUCCCGCGUUAUAACCAGAUCGAAGCCCAAGGUCAAGCCCAGCACUGGCCUUAGGGCGAAGACGGAGAAGCAGGCAAGAGCAUCAUUGAAACGAAAGAGACAGCAGCAAAAUGACGGGAACGAACACGAGUUUCCGAAGCGAAGGCGAGGUUCGUCGUUGAGCCUGGGUUGA